UAUCACAGGUUUUAGCAGUUCCUAAUGUUUGGACAUUCUUCUAUCUCAGAAGCAUUUUGCAUAGAGUUUUCAGGAGAAUGGAAAGUGAACUUCAGAAUCCCCUGCUGGCAAAGAACAAUGGACACCUUCAUGGCAGUUACCCAUACCACCAGGAUUAUCCUGGCCACCAUUGCCAGGGCAAACUGUAUUCCUAUAUCUUCCAAAAUUCUGGCAAUGCGAGGACUCACCAGCUGCUUGAUGCCAGUUCUCUUCAGCUGGCUGUUGAAGCCUUGUAUGGCCCAAAUUUCAUCCUGGUGAAGGAUGAAGCCAAUGUCAAAGUCAAGGACAAUAAAGGUGAGAGCUGUGAGACGACCUUCAUGGAAAACAAAGAGUCCCCCACUGAGACCUCAGAUGGGCAGGAAACACACAUUUCCUUAAUGGAAAAUGACAUCAAAAUCCAAACCGUAUCCUAUGAAGUGGAGGAAGAAGAAUUGCAGGAAUAUGAGAGUGACUCCUCAAGUGACAGCGAGAGUGAAGAUAAUUUUCUGAUGCUUCCCCCACGAGACCACCUAGGAUUAGCUAUUUUCUCAAUGCUUUGCUGUUUCUGGCCUCUGGGAAUUGCUGCCUUCUACUUUUCUCAAGGGACAAGUAAGGCCAUCUCCAAGGGGGACUUCCACCUGGCAAGCUCAGCUUCCCGGCGAGCUCUGUUCCUUGCUGCGCUCUCCAUCACCAUCGGCACAGGCGUGUACGUUGGAGUGGUUGUCGCACUGAUCGCUUACCUAUCUAAAGGUGGCCAUGUAUAGUAAAGACCUUUGCGUAAAUGCCCACCUCUCUGCACCUGAUGGAUAAUUCUCUUGGAUUACGUACUUUCCUGUGUAACGCAGGACCCCAUACUUACAAGGAGUGUUAUGACGUUUUUUCCUACACAGAGAUCUGUGCUCAAACUGUCUGUGUGGACUCAUCCUUUUUCAGAAGAAUAGACUGUGACCUAUUUUCCAUCAUGGAUUGACAAACUAAAAAAAAAUGCAACCCGCAUCCUUAGUAUAAAAGAUAGCGCAGUCUGAAAGGCCUGGAUUGUGAGAUUGCCAGGAACAAAAAGGGAGAAUGGGGUGGAUUUUAAAACUUUGUCUGCAGGGUGUUUUCAAACCGAUGUUUUUUGUGUGCUAGACAUGCUGUUUGUGAAGUUCAGUCACUUGUUGGAUCCAAGCCCCUGUCUUACUCAGGGCACACAGUGAAGGGAAAUGUUGGGGAAUAUUCAAUUCAUUUAAAGUAUUUUUUCCUUUUGGAGAUCGACCUGAGGGCUAUGCAGCGAUGGCAAAAACAGUAUUUGUCAGGAUAUUAACGUUUUAUGCCACUGACACUACCUGCAGGAUCAAAUGCUACUAAUUCACCCUUUGGUAGCUAGCUAUCAAGCCAGCUUUGAUCAGGUUCUCGCUCAGAGACGCUGUGCAUAUAAACUGCUUCUCAACCCACAUUUCAGGUGUCAGGCUUUCCCCCACAGUCUCAUUUCAUAAUGACAAGACCUGGGUUUGGAGAGUCACAUUCAGUCAUUGCUUCAGUCUCGAAACAGAUAGCUGCUUUAAAUAAGACAGUGAAAAAUAGUUUGUGUGUAAUUUAUUACAGUUAUUAUAACUGAACUCAUUGAACAGGCUUGCAAAAGUCCUCAAGGGCCUUCUAGUUUUAAUUAUAUUUUGGGUUGUGUCAUGCAGAGUGAGUUAACAUGACCAUUCUUGCAUGGAAAAGUAACCAACAGGUGAUGUGGCAUGAUCAUAGAAUCAUAGAAUGAUUGCUUUUUAUGACAUUCAGAAGCACUUUCCUGAAUAUUGAAGACUUCCACAUACGGAGGCAAAUGCAUAUGACCGUACCUCAAAAGUUCCCAAGAUAAGACAUUUUAUGGUGAUUAGAUUUUCCAUGUUAAAAAAUGGUUCUAUAGCCGUCAUUAGAAUCUCCACGUGAACUGGGAGCUUCGUUGUGCCUGACACUGUACACACAAUGAAAUUAAAGCUGCAAUCCUAUAUCCACUUACCUUGGAGUAAGCCCCAUUUAACUCAGUGAGACUUACUUCUGAGUAGGCAUGCAUAGGAUUGUGCUGUAAGUUGUAAUGCUUGUAUUUUAGCUAAUUUAGUUCCACUAAAGUCCAAAUGUAUUCUUUCUUUGAGCUUUUAAUAUGGAUAUUGAAGCUGAUAGAACUAAAUCAUGGCAAAUAUUUGUUGUUGCCUUGUGGUGGGUCUGUUCCUAACUGGAAGGAAGAACGCAAGAGGGUGGUUAUGGCCGAGUUGGUUAUCUCUUCACUGUGAAGUGCUUCAAGAUUGUGUUCUGUCCACCAAAUGGUUCAAAGAAUGCAUGUAUUUGUUAGGUGAGAUAAUUCAGUCUUUGGAGGUACAGUGUAUGCAAAUUGUACCUAGUUAAAUAUUGUUUGCCUCUACACGUGACUCAAGUCUCAGUUCUGAAUCUGUGCUUGACCUUAGCUGUGGACUGAAUUAGGGGAUGCUAUGAAAGCCCUUAUGCACCAGUUGCUGGAGAACACAAGUGGGAGGGUGCCGUUGCACUGUGUCCUGCUUGUGGAUCCCUGGUCGACAGUUGGUUGGCCACUGUGUGAGCAGAAUGCUGGACUAGAUGCACCCUUGGCCUGAUCCAGCAUGGCUCUUUUUAUGUUCUCAGCUGGUGUAGAACAUGUCCACUCACUGUCCGCAAUGUUCCAACAUCUGCCUAGUGUGCUUCAGAACACAAUUCAUGGUGCUUGCCAACCUUUAGCCCGCAAGUUGUUGUUGGACUACAACUCCCAUAAUCCCUAACCAUUGGCUCUGCUGGGAAUUGGAGUGCAGAAACAUCUGGAGGGCCACAGAUUCCCACAUCUGAGAUAUAAGCCCAUGAGGCCUCUAUGAUCUUGUGGGGGUAUUGGGUUGAAUGUGCCAUUGUUAUAAUAUGGUCACCUACAGCAGGCUGAGUGACAUUCUCUGAGUUGGCCCUCUCUGGGUGUAGAGCAUACUCUCAGCAAAGGCCCACAUAUGUCUGGACCUCCAGGCCUCUUGAAAAUACCAUCAGCCUUCCCUGUUCACACAGGCAUUUGAUAGCAAGAGAUGUGUACAGGGGCAUUUGUUUUUAAGUAGCUGUGUUCCUUUUUACAGUAUUAUAUAUGUUUCAAAUAUGAAAUGUUUUAAAGUGGCUGGAAGCUGCCCUGAGCCUCUUGAGGAUGGGUAGUGUAAAAACAAAAUGCCACAUAUGAAUAAACAAGCCCAAAUCCUUCAGCAGAGCUGAAGUUAGUAAGGGAUAGAGAGGGUUCUAAUCAGACCAUGGAAAGAACGUCAGGAGAAACAAGUGAUGUGGAGAGAUAAGGUGACUUGGUCCUUCUAGUUGAAAUAAUAUCCGAUAAGCCAAGCUGUGUCUGCCUCCCCAAGGCAGUUUCCCAGCCUCUGUUGUUACAGACAAAAGAAAAAAUUACUAGUGUGAAGCAAACUUCCAAUUAUGGCCAGCAAAGCACAAAUAUUUUUUAUUUUACUUCCAUGCCUUUGCAUGACACGAAAGCAAAAAAUCUCCCUUUCCUGAGGCAAGGAUUUAAUUUCAGCUCUUUUCCUAGCCAGAGGGAGAAAAUGUUGUUUGUUAAUUAUCAAAGUCCAGAAGGGGCAUUGAAGGGUUUUGAAUAGGGGAAGAAAACAAUGCCCCAAAGCUUACUAGGGGAAGGAGGUGCUUCUUCAAGUCUCUGUGCUUGAUAGAGCCUGUAUAGUGCUAUACCUUCCUAAAGCCAUGUGGUAUUUAAUUGCUGUGUGUUUACUUAUCCACUAAUAGGAUAGCAAUUCUGAAUAAAAGGCAAGAAAGAGCAGUCUGUGCCUUGAGUGUGUCUCCCAGACAGUACAAGGAAGUGAACAGAAAUGAAUGAAGAAGUCCUAAGCUAGCAGGCUGCAAAUGUUGCCACAGAGGUGUAGCCUUGGAUGGCUGCCCCACUUCGCCAUUGGUGUCAGCAGGAGAACAAUUAGAGAAUGUGUCGACAGUGAAGGGACUCUGGAGAUUGUGCAGAUUAGGGUGAAUGAAAAAGGAAUUUUAUUGCUGGAAAAAGUGCAGAAAAGGGCAACUAAAAUGAUCAAGGGGCUGGAGCAUCUCUCCUAUGAGGAAAGGUUACAACAGUUAGGAUUGUUUAGCUUGGAGAAAAGGAGGAGACAUGGUACAAGUGUACAAAAUUUUGCCUGGUACGGAUAAUUUUUCUCCCUCUCUCAUAAUACUAGAACCCAGGUCAUCCCAUAAAGCUGAUUAGUGGGAAAUUCAGAACAGAUAAAAGGAAGUACUUCACACAGCGCAUGGUUAAACUAUGGAAUUCACUACCACAAGAUGUAGCGAUGGCUUCCAAUUUGGGUGGCUUUAAAAGGGGGUUGGAUACAUUCCUGGAGGAGAAGGCUAUCAAUGGCUACUAGGCCUAAUGGCUAUGUGCUACCUCUAGUAUCAGAGGCAGUAAGCCUAUAUACAGCAGUUGCUGGGGAUCAUGGGCAGGAGGGUGCUGUUGAACCUGUGUCUUGCUCGUGGGUUCCUGAUUGUCAGUCGGUCAGCCACUGGACUAGAUGGACCCUUGACCUGAUCCAGCAUGGCUCUUCUUAUGUUCUUAAAGGUGCUCAGGGACAGGGUGAGAAAUAGAAAGGGAAGUGUGGGGAACUGUAAAGACAAGAAGGAUGGAAAAUGGGCUUGAGGAUGAUUGAAAAGGAAGAAAUGGGGGUGGCAGGGGCUGUUCAAGAGGGAGGAAGGAAGGAAGGAAGGCAGGCAGGAAGGAAGGCAGGCAGGCAGGUAGGCAAACAGCAGAGAUGGCAAAAGAGGUAGAAGUAGUGGAAACCAACUCUUGGCUAAAUGGAGAUAACUCUUUGGCCAUCUUCCAUUUAUAGUAUGAGCUUAGUAUGCACCACCUUCCGAAUUAAAAUACUGUGGAUCAAACACAGGGUGAGACAUUGACUGUUGAGAAGUAUUAACAAUUUUCCAGGUACUUCCUAUUAGGAAGAUUGUUGUAAUCUUUCCCCUGGAAAGCUAGAGUCUCUCCUUUCACUGCCCUCCCCUUCCCUCCCCUCCUCAAGCUUCACACCUGAGCCCUCAGCACUUCGCAUUCUCUUUCCCCAACUUCUCACGCCAGUGUCUAGAGGCACAGACUGGAGCUCCCUGUCCUCUUUCUUGGAUCUAUCUGUGCACGCUGUAGCUAUUCUGUAAGAGGCUCGGCAUGUUCUGUAUAGUUCAGAUGUACAUCUUAUUCUAAAAUAGCAUGUUAAUGUCUGAGAUUUCUACUGUACUUGAGCCAUAAUGGAGAGAAGCACAUGAGAAAAGAAACCUGUUCAGAAGAAACCUCUGAAGGGGCCCAUUAUGUUUUAUAUAAUGAAAGAUAAUAAAAAGCA
Messenger RNA from Elgaria multicarinata webbii, 5342 nucleotides. RefSeq names its product synapse differentiation inducing 1 like (gene SYNDIG1L). Lineage: Eukaryota; Metazoa; Chordata; Lepidosauria; Squamata; Anguidae. The record is from RefSeq and is a predicted model, not a curated record. The transcript is spliced from 4 exons. Gene Ontology annotation, cellular component: intracellular membrane-bounded organelle; membrane. Bases 78 to 782 code for a protein of 234 amino acids.